This is a messenger RNA of Cajanus cajan (pigeon pea), 1163 nucleotides long. RefSeq lists its product as uncharacterized. NCBI's taxonomy places the organism in Eukaryota, Viridiplantae, Streptophyta, Magnoliopsida, Fabales, Fabaceae. The record is from RefSeq and is a predicted model, not a curated record.
UUCAAGUGCCCUUUUGGUUGUUUGUGAGGAUUACCCGGUACCAAAACUUGUGUCAUCUUUUAAAGGGUCAUUCGUUAAUCAACCUCACAAAACUAAUCAAGACACAAGUUGUGUUCAAUUGGGGUACUAGUACUACAAUGGGCAACACUUUUGGUGCAAAGAAGACCACAAAGGUGAUGAAAAUUGAUGGUGAGACAUUCAAGUUGAAGACCCCAGUGAAGGUUGGUGAAGUGCUUAAGGAUCACCCUGGUCUUGUUUUGCUGGAUUCUGAGGCUGUUAAGCACUAUGGUAUGAGAGCAAAGCCUUUGGAAGCACACAAGGAGUUGCAGCCAAAGAGGCUUUAUUUUCUUGUGGAGCUUCCAAAGGAGACAAAGCCAAGAAGGGUUCGUUCUGGCAUUAACAUGAGUGCCAAAGAUCGCCUAGAGAACCUAGUACUCUCUAGGAGAUCUGCUUCUGAUCUUUCAAUCAUGAAGCAAAGCAACAUGGGUGGUGGAGAACAAGGGAAUAGUAAUAUUAAUAAGGAGAAUAAUAAUAAUAAUGGUGGGGUUAUGUUGAAAAUGAGGCUUCCAAAGGCUGAGGUGGAGAAGUUGAUCCAAGAUAGCAAAGAUGAGGCUGAGGCAGCUGAGAGGAUCAUGAAACUGUAUAUGGCCAAUGGUAGCAGAGAGAGAGAGAAUGGAACAAAGGAGAAUGAUGAAAAGAUGGUGUUGUUGGACCAACAAAUGCAUUGCAAAGGUGGCAGAGUUAAGGAGAGUACUAAGAAGAGGGUGAGCUUUAUGCCAAUCAAUGAAGGAGGGAUUCAUGUUGCUGUGGCUUCAUAACUACUUACAUCACAUUAACCAUGAAGCAGAAUAUCUCACCAACCUAAGGAGCUUUUGUUACACAUAGUUAAAUAAGAGUCAUGUUAUUUAUACAAUACUUAGAAUCUCAACUGGUUACAAUUUCAUAGGUGUUUGUAUAUUAGUUUCAUAGAACAGAAGAAUAUUUAGUAAAAACUAGUUGCUCUUUUUGAGAUGACACCUGCUGUGACUUGUAAUUAGUUGUAAAUCUAUGUAUUGUAUAAAUAGCAUAACUUAAAAGCAUGAUCUGUAAAUAUUUCGGGGUAUCUAUAACCUCCUAUAGAGAUUAUACAUUAUUAAUGGAUGACUUGAUUUUAACUUCUAACU